Drosophila busckii is the source of this 579-nucleotide messenger RNA. RefSeq names its product chymotrypsin-2-like. The record is from RefSeq and is a predicted model, not a curated record. NCBI's taxonomy places the organism in Eukaryota, Metazoa, Arthropoda, Insecta, Diptera, Drosophilidae. Gene Ontology annotation, biological process: proteolysis. The transcript has a single exon. The coding region runs from base 1 to 579 and encodes 192 amino acids. Gene Ontology annotation, molecular function: serine-type endopeptidase activity.
AUGGGACCGGAAGAUUUGGUUUUUGAGCAAAAGGCAUUGAAUAAUACUAAAAACUACUAUGAUGUGUUUUAUAAAGUGGAGCAUUUGCUGUUUGAUAAAGCAAAGAAGCCGCAGAAUAUUUGCUUAAUACGCACCAAAUUGAACAUAGAGUUUAAUGCGCAAGUGCAGCCGAUAGAACGCUACAAAUGGGAUCACGACAUCGAGGGCAGCGUUACCAUAACGGAUUGGAAUUGGCGUGAGUUGGAUCGCUCGGUGCAGCGCAAGCUGCGCACGCUAACGCUGGAGACUUUGCCUAGAAAGAAAUGCAGGCAUUUAUUAAAGUCAGACUUUAAUUGGGCUUACAUGUGUGUGAAAAUCCCAGAGGAUGAUAACUUUUGCGACUUUGAGGCGGGCGCUCCAGUAGUGCAGAACAAUAAGCUCGUAGGCAUUACUAACUAUGGACCCAAGUGCGCCAAUGGCGAGCCCUACAUUAUAACGCUUAGCUAUAGCUAUGAGGAUCUUAUACGCACCAAGCUCUUGGGAUGCGGCAACGCCUGCCCCACGUUAGACAAUUUUUAUAUACUGGAAGUUGAUCUCUAA